AUGACCAUGACGUCCAUCAGCGGACCCUCCAUGGCUGAGGAAGAGGCCAACUCGACUUUGAGCAACGACGAUGGUUCCAGUGGUGAUGACUCUAGGCUGGCUGGUGCUGGGCCUUCCAAGAAGCGCAGGAGGGAGAAACACCAAAAGAUAUCGUGUGAGAUGUGCAAGACUCGCAAAGUGAAAUGCGACCGCGCUGAACCUGCAUGUUCGUGGUGCGCUCGCCACAACAAAGCCUGUGUAUAUCUCGAGCGUCAAAGACCUGGAGCUGGACGGAAUGGGUUUAGCAUUGAGCUCGAAGCAAAAGUCAACAGGAUCGAUGCAUUGCUUCAAGCUCUGGGGCGGAGAGUGGAAGAGCAUAUCGUCCAAGAGCACUCUUCGGUUGUAUCUCCAGGCGUGUCUUCUACCAAUGUCAAUGGAUACAAUGCUUCACAGCUGGACAGUCGACUUACCCCAGCGACUCUUCCAAGGCAUUCAUCUUUCUCUCAAGCCAAGUCACCAGCUAUAACGAGCCCUUGGCAGGCCAACAACAGCAACAACCAGAACACAUCUCAUCCAUCUGUUCAGACUCAGCAAGGGGCCAGCGCACCAACACCAACUCAUACAAACAUAUCAAUACCAACUUCUAUCGGACGAAAUCCGUCAGUCCAAUCAUAUACUAUCGAUCUACCGCCGCACGACAUCAUCUACAGUCUGGUAGACCUCUACUUCAAACACUGCGGGACAUGGUGUCCCAUCCUUGAACGCAAAACCAUAUUUGCCACCUUCUUCGGCUCAACGUCGAUGGAAGAGCCAGACCGGAUCCUACUAUACGCCAUAGUCGCUACUACGUUACGCUUUCUCAAAGAUCCCAGGCUGUCACCAGAGAUGAGCGCAUACUACCACUCAGUCGCCAAACAUACAGUCCAGCUAUAUGCCAUGGAGCACACCACAGUUCCUGCACUGAGAGCCCUCGUUAUAAUAACUUUGGACGAACUGGGAUCAUCCAACGGACCAAGAGGUUGGAAUCUUCUAUCAUUAUUGGCUCAAAACGCCAGACAACUUGGCCUGUGCGAGGAGAGCAGCGUCUUCUUAUCCGCAGAAGCAUCCGAGGUCACGCACACAGCAUCUUCUCAUAGAGUUGCAGCUGGUAAACCCGAGUCUUGGAUCGAAGAUGAGGGUCGAAGACGUCUGUACUGGAUGAUCUAUCUUCUCGACAGAUAUGCGACUAUCGCCACGCCCACAUUCGACUUUAUCCUCAACGACACCAAAAUCUACCGCUUCUUACCAUGCUCCUACGACCUGUUCUCAAAGAACGUGCCUGUAGAGACACGAUCACUGAGCUCAUGCAACAACAAACAAUCACCAAUAAUGACAUAUCUUGUUAAUAAACCCGAGAACCUCGGCAGCUUCGCUUAUCACUGCGAAAUCCUCGUCAUUCUCAGCAGAAUCCACGAAUUUCUCAAGACGCCCGUUGAUGUCACGUCACCGAGCGACAUGGCAGAAUGGCGCAACACAUAUCGAAACCUCGACCGCACUUUGGAUGGAUGGCUUCAAAGCUUGCCGAGUGAAUACAGCAAGAUCUCUGCGCUUUGUCACUCUGAUCCCGCGAGUCGCGUGGCCAACUGGUUCAUGCUUCAUAGCGCGUACGUUACAGCCGCCGUGCGCCUUCACUCUUCAGCAGCGUAUCCUACCGUUCGCUCUCACAUUUUUGUUCCCUCACACUACGCCAUGCAGAGAUGUUUAUCUGCAGUUCAGAGUUUGGGAGAUAUCACGCGCGAUGUUCUUGAAGCAGACGGCUUGAACCUUCUUGGGCCCUCGUUUGCGUUCUCGCUAUGGGUCGCCGCGAGGCUUCUGCUUGUUCAUGCUGCUACGGUUGGAUGCGCGGUGGAUUCGCAGAUCGACUUCUUCAUCGAGACGCUGCGAGAUGUCGGACAACAUUGGGAGGUAGCGAACAAUUACUCCAAGAUUCUACAGCGCGUUGUGCAGAGAGCUCGACAGGGCGAUAUGGGCUUUUCAUCUAUGAGAAGGAGCGCCUACGACUUAGUCACUUUGACAUCCACCGCACGACACUCGGGCUUGGAAGCAACAUCAACACAGGCUACAUCCCUAAGCGAAUUUGAUAAUAUCGACGUCUUCGAAUUCUUCAAUUGUCCACGUACUUCAGCGUGUUCGAAUGCACAGUCUCAGCUGCAGUUACAACCCAUCCGUACUCCAGCUCUAGGGCCGGAAUCAAGCAGAGGCAACGGGGUGCCUGAUCCCGAAGCUGACUGGCUGGCAUUUGGAUCGCCCUACACUUGA
Molecule: messenger RNA, 2277 nt
Organism: Fusarium pseudograminearum CS3096
Lineage: Eukaryota; Fungi; Ascomycota; Sordariomycetes; Hypocreales; Nectriaceae
Exons: 3
Coding region: 1-2277 (758 amino acids)
Biological process (GO): regulation of DNA-templated transcription; DNA-templated transcription
Cellular component (GO): nucleus
Molecular function (GO): DNA binding; zinc ion binding; DNA-binding transcription factor activity, RNA polymerase II-specific
Source: RefSeq, a predicted model, not a curated record